Molecule: messenger RNA, 1974 nt
Organism: Lachancea mirantina
Lineage: Eukaryota; Fungi; Ascomycota; Saccharomycetes; Saccharomycetales; Saccharomycetaceae
Source: the annotation of a GenBank genome assembly
AUGGGAACUAAAGGCCGUGAAAAUGAGAUCUACGACAACUUGAUGCGAAACUGGAAAGACGCUGGCGAUUGUGAGGACUUGAAGGAUGCCAAAGACUACAAAAACUUUGAUGUAGAAAAACAGCAAGUCCCUGCGCCCUGUCGUCCCCUGUCUCGUCGCAAUAGGCCCAGAAAAUGGAUCCAAAGGUUAUUUUACCUUGUGUUCUCGAUUUUGACGCUACACGUGGCUUUCAGGCACUUCUCUUUCCCCGUUUGCCCUCACUUACGCUCUAAGGCGUCUUUUCCGUCUGUUCAACAGUCUUUCGAGAUAACAGUUGAGAAAUUACCAAACCAGGAUCCCGUGCAUACGCAACUGCUUCUGACCCACUCAUUUGGAGACUCAUGGGGCAAACCAGCGCACGUCGAGUUUCAUCCUUACAAAAAUGGGCACUACAACAAAGUCGUGUUAGAGCUCGUCACAAACGUCACGGGUACCCAAUUCGAUCGUCUCGUGCAUGUGUUUCUCGACGACAUCAACGUCUGGAGGUCAUCCACAGCUGAGCCCUGGGGCAAAAAGACCAUUGUCAGUGAAUCUAUCAAGGACAUUACCAAAUAUAUUUCGUUAUUCGAGCGAGACCAACUCGAUUUGACAUUACAACUCGACAAUCUCGUUACUUCGAGACUUGAUGGUGUUUUCAACGUACAACUUUUCAUUCACUAUUACAACGAGCCCACUGUAGAGUCAUCGCAGGCGCCCUCGCUGCGGGAAAAAAUGCUCGAGUAUUUUACAAAGCCUCCACAGGAGGUCACUCCAUUGGUCUCGCACUUUGCAAGGACCCCUCUGUUUUACUAUCCGCUUUCUUCUCAAGGAAAUCCUCGGUGGACACGAACACUACCAGAGUUUGAAACGACUUCGAACAUCACCAGAGCAGUCUUGGAGAUUUUCGCCUCUGGAAACGCCGCAGAGGAAUUCUGGUACACUAAUGUAUUAGACCGUUACACAAGCCGUUUCCGUGACUCGGGUCACGAAUUGCUGGGGCAUGGUCCGCUUCGUUUGAUUAGGGUUUAUCUCACUAACUCGGAUGUCUCCCAUCUAGUUGAAUCGUUCAUACCAACCCCAAUAAUUUUUUCUGGCGGUGUUUCUCCACCCCUCUGGAGGCCUUGCGUCGGUAUGCAAGCUUUUGACCUUGAAGCCUACACCAUUGAUUUGACACCAUUUUUGUCAAUCCUCAAAGAGGGCGUCUGGGAACUACAGAUUGAAGUAAUCAGCAGUGUAAGCGAGGAUUAUAAAGCCACCGUGGGUGAAAAUUGGAUUUUAUCAGGCAAUAUCAUGCUCUGGAAUCAAGAGAGCGAUGAAAAUAACGUUUCCUCCGUUUCCUUCGAGAAUUCGACUCUGUCGCCUCCAUUCUUCAAGGUUCUGGCAUAUGAUAGCGAGGACGACAAGCUGUUUCAGAGAGUGGAUGCAAAGGAUGACAUGACUGCCAAAAGUCAAAUUCGAAUUGAUGGGAAGAACUACACCAUGAUUAAAAAGACAGAAAACACGCUUAUGAGCUUACAAGACUAUUCAUCAAAUGGGGAUGUUGAGCAUUUCGAUGUUAUUUUAGAGAGACUUCACAACAUUAGUAUCCUCUCGGAGGUCUCGACAGUUUUUGAGUACAUUGACAAAACUUUCUGGACGUUCCACGGAAGGUUGAAUACCACGUUGAAUGACAACGAUCACUCUGAAUUGAGGUACAAGGCAGAGGUUUCUCGGCUUCUUGACAGGUAUGUGGCUCUCAAUUAUCAAGAGGAGAGCAAGCACACCGACAUCAUUUUGUCGCUUGCGGGUUCACAAUCAGGUAAUUCAACUUAUACGUUAACGCCUACCGGGAACUACGGUAGCGGUGAUAGCCUCCAUAGUGUUAGAGUUCACCGUGAGUGGCCUCAUAGAGAGAGCUACUCUAGGAACGUUGUCGUUGAGGACAAUCGCGUUACUGAGGACAAUUUUAAAAGGUAG